AUGGAGCUUCUGUGUCCCAGUGCCAAGAGGAGGAGAUCUGAGGACCUCGCAGCCGAUGAGGCCCAGCCGCGGGCAACGGAAGCCACGGAGGCGGCCAAUCUCGAACCUACAACCCACAGCAAAGAACCGCCGCCGCCGCCGCCGUCUGAAGCUGCUGGUGGUGGUGGUGGUGGCGGCGGCGGCGGCGGCGGCGGCGGCGAAGACGACGUCGACCGCAUCAGCGGCCUCCCCGACGCCGUCCUCGGUGAGAUAGUUUCGCUUCUCUCCACCAAGGAAGCUGCUCGUACCCAAAUCCUCGCCUCCCGGCGGCGCCACGUCUGGCUCGCCUCCCCUCUCGUCCUCGACGGCACAGACCUCUCCACCGAGCCCAAGGCCUACCCCCGCGACGAUAAGAAGCUUAACGCCGCCAACGAGGCCCUCGCCAGCGCUGUCUCCCGCAUCCUCUCCGCCCACCCGGGCCCCGGCCGCCGCUUCUGCGUCCCGCCGCACUUUCUCCAGGACCGUCCCGCCACCGUGGACGCCUGGCUCAGCUCCCCGGCGCUUGCCAACCUCCAGGAGCUUGAUUUCUGGGAUAUGAAAUAUUGGUAUAUGCAACCGUCUCCGUUGGCACCGCCACCUGCCUCUACUUUCCGGUUCUCGGCUACCCUCCGAGUUGCUACCUUCGGCAAAUGCGAGCUCCUGGAUAGUUCAGUGGAAGGGAUUCACUUUCCCCACCUCAAGCAGCUCGGCCUUGAAGAUGUCAGCAUCUCCGAGGGCUCACUGCAUACCAUCAUUUCCAGCUGCCCUGUCCUGGAGUGCCUGCUGCUUAGAGACAUCUUUGGGGUUGGCUGCCUCCGGAUUAGUUCCAGUAGCCUCAGAAGCAUCGGUGUGGGUGUUGGUCGUCUUAGGGAGAAUCUCCAGUUCUUACAGGAAGUCAUAAUUGUCGAUGCCCCUUGUCUUGAAAGAUUUCUCUAUCUUGGCAAGCCAAUGAAUUUAACUGUAAUCUCGGCACCUAAACUGGAGACCUUAGGCUGUCUUAUUGAUGAAUGGUCUCAUCCUCCCUGGCUUGUGUUUGGCACCACAUCGAUUCAGGGAUUAAAAGUUGUAAGCCUGACAACGGCAUUGAGCAAUGUCAAGACUCUAGCCGUCGCAUCAGAUUUUAUUGAUCUUGAUACGGUCAUUGAGUUGAUGAAAUGCUUUCCAUGUCUGGAGAAGUUAUACAUAAAGGGAUUUCAUUAA
Miscanthus lutarioriparius is the source of this 1218-nucleotide messenger RNA. The record is from the annotation of a GenBank genome assembly. NCBI's taxonomy places the organism in Eukaryota, Viridiplantae, Streptophyta, Magnoliopsida, Poales, Poaceae.